AUGGGUGCUCCUUCAGUUUUGUCGGUUUCUUCACCGGCGCAUCAAAACAGUAGUGAAACAACCAGUCAGCCCGAAGCUGACCUUGAAGUUACGUAUACUUCAUUGAUCCAACAAUACCUACAAGUGAUGUGUUUGGAAAAUGCUACCUUUCUGGCUGAGCGUAUGGUAGCAGCAUGUCAGUCAACAAACGCUCGUUAUUUGCUUGCGCUUUGCUACUUUCGUUCCUCGAGCCCACGAAGAGCUUUGAUGGUGUUAGAUGAUGCAAAGGAACAUAAUGCGUCAACAAAGUACUUGACAGCAAAAUGCUGUUAUGACCUCGAGCAGUACGGUAGAGCUGAGGAAGCACUGUUGCAUCAAGCCCGUGAACUAUAUCGCGAUUACAAGAUGAACAGCCCCUCACCUUUGUCUAUGGACGAAUGGAUUGUUCAGACAUCUCCAGCACCAAUCCCCAAUGGUGCUGUAGGGCUUUAUCUUCUAGGGAAUGUAUGUCGGCGAUCAAAUCGAAAACGACGAGCUAAGGAUUACUACAAAAUGUCACUUAAGCUUGACCCACUAUUGUGGAGCAGUUAUGAGGCUCUGUGUGAGAUUGGCGCUACAGAUAUCGAUCCAACGUCCGUCUUUGGGGUACAUCCACCUCAAAUCGACCAAUUGAAAGAAAACAUGUCUAAGGCGGGAAAUGGUGCAUUACCGUUGCAAGAAAAGUCAAUAUCUAGUCCAAGCUUUAACUUAUCUCAUCAUCAAACGCCGAAACCGCUACAGAACUUGCAGCUGGGAACACCUUCGAGUGCAUCACCUCUACCUCAGACACUGUUUCAAAAUUCGCAAAAUUCUGGCGUGACACCACAUCAGCUUCAGUUUGAAACCCCCAACUUGACACCAAUACCUACCGUCCAAGAUCAUUCUUUCAUUGCAAACCAACCAGCGUCAGCAGAUUUUAUGAAUAUGCCUAAUCCAAGCACGGUUCGAAGGGCUAAACAAGUUGCUGCAAGGCUUUACUACGAACCCACACCGGAAACCCCAAUUUCUGCGCGUCGGGACCCUUCUCGAUACCUCGGAGGGCGCGGUACAUUAUUUGAUACCAGCAGUAUAUCAGAAACACCGCUGCGAAGGGGAGGACGACCUUCCGAACUCUCGACCGCACGUAAACCAAGGGCGCUUUUUCUUGCUUCCGAGAACAAUCGAUCGAAUGACGUUACCGAGGUCGAAAAUAUUGACUAUGGCGAGGAACAAAAAGUCAUAUCACAGAAUGAAGAAGAAAAUGACAAUCACGCCCCGCCUCAUGAGGUCACAAAGACUACGCCGCAUCCUCACGUGGAAGCGAUGAAAGAAGAAGAGGAGCUCAUUGAUAGUCACAAGCACGUUGACGAAGUCUUGAAGUUGAUGUGCAUGCUGGGGGGUGGUUAUUGGAAAUUAUGCAACUACCGUUGUCGCGAAUCAUUACAAAUUUUUGAGGCGUUGCCACGGACUCAACGAAACACAGGCUGGGUGUUGAAUCAAGAAGGUCGUGCCUACUUCGAAAUGGCAGACUACGAAAACGCUCAGCGCUCUUUAGAGUUGAUGCAGAGAGUAGAGCCCCAUAGAAUGAAAGGAUUGGAGCUUCUGUCCACAGUUCUUUGGCAGUUGAAAAAAGAAGUGGAAAUUGCACAUCUUGCGCAGAAAGCAGUUGAUUUUGAUCGCCUAUCACCUGAAGCGUGGUGUGUUGUUGGAAACUGUUUUUCGUUGCAAAAGGAACAUGAAACCGCGCUUGUAUUUUUUGGUCGAUCGCUUCAGUUGAAUCCAUCGUUUACAUACACACAUACGCUUUCAGGAUACGAGUACAUGGCAAACGAAGACUUUGACAAGGCGGUUGCCUGUUUCCGGAAUGCCAUUCGAUUAGAUGAACGGCACUACAAUGCUUGGUAUGGAUUGGGUGCAAUUUACCAUCGACAGGAAAAGUACGAUCUAGCAGAGUAUCACUUUCAGCGCGCCGUCACCAUCAACUCGCAAAGUUCUGUACUGCGCUGCAAUCUCGGUAUGUCCCAAUAUUCAAAUGGAAAAUCUAUGCAAGCAUUGGAUACUUUGGCAGAGGCAUUCCGCUUGGAUCCAAACAAUCCUCAAGCUAGAUUCCAAAGAGCAACUAUAUACGUUCAACUCAACCGUCCCGAAGAUGCCCUUAAGGAGCUUGAGAAAGUCCGUGAUGCGGCUCCUCGUGAAGCAACUGUACAUUUCGCAAUGGGUAAGGUCCUGAAACGUCUUGGACGAUCGGAGCAAGCAAUGCGUUGCUUUUUGACUGCCUUGGACUUGGAUCCGAAGGACAAUCAAAUGAUUAAGUCGGCUAUGGACAAAUUGGAUGAACCGGAUGUGGAUGAAGAAGUGGCGGCGUUUUAG
This is a messenger RNA of Cylindrotheca closterium, 2367 nucleotides long. The record is from the annotation of a GenBank genome assembly. NCBI's taxonomy places the organism in Eukaryota, Bacillariophyta, Bacillariophyceae, Bacillariales, Bacillariaceae.